CGGGCCGGGAGGGCGGAGCGGCCCCGCAGCGCCCGCCGCAGCCGCCGCCGGAGAGCUCUCUGCCUGCCCAUGCCAGCAGGGCUGCAGCCCCCCUGCCCCGAGCCAUGCGGUGACGUGGGGACAGCCCGCAGCAGCCAUGGCCCAGUCCCGGGCCAACGGCUCCCACUACGCGCUGACGGCCAUCGGGCUGGGCAUGCUGGUGCUCGGCAUCAUCAUGGCCGUGUGGAACCUCGUGCCCGGCUUCGGCCCCCCCGACAAACCCGGCGGCCAGCCCGGCAACAGCAGCAAGCCCGACCGCGGCUCCGGCGGCAUCCUCAAGAGCAAAACCUUCUCGGUGGCCUACGUGCUGGUGGGGGCCGGUCUGCUGCUGCUCCUGCUCUCCCUCUGCCUCAACGUCCGCGACAAGAAGAGGCAGAGCGAGGAGCUGACCAUCGCUCACGGGCAGCACCAGGUGUCCGCAGAGCCCUCGCAGCAGGAGGACAGUCAAGAAGAGGAUGAAGACGUCUCUUCCCAAUACUACGUGCCCAGCUACGAGGAGGUGAUGAACACGGGCUACUCCGAGCCCAGAGACUCGGACAGGAGCAACAGGCUCAGCGUGUCCCUGCCCUCCUACGAGUCCUUGGCGGGGCUGGAGGAGAGCGGCGCGGCGCCGGGCGCGGCGGGCGCGGAGCCCGGCGCCGAGAGGCCGCCCAGCCGCCACAGCUCCCGCCUCAGCAAGCGCCUCAAGCCCCUCAAGGUGCGCAGGAUCAAGUCAGAGAAGCUGCACCUCAAGGACAUCAGGCUAAACCUGGAGCAGGGCAACAGCAGCGUCCCUAUCACGAUAGAGCCUCUCACCCCUCCGCCCAAGUACGAGGAGAUCCAGGAGAAAAUGCCAGUGGGCCAGCAAAUGCCUUAAAAAAACAUAGAGGAAUCUGUGAUGCUGCUUGGUUGAGGGUUUUCUAAAACCCACCGUGCCAAGAGGGGGCUGGUGUGUGGGUGCAGAAGCAGCCAGGGCUCCCUGGAAGCUGCCACGUCGAGGACGUGCUGUGGCACAAGGAUGGAACUCAUUUUCCCUGGGACUGAGUUUUACAAAAGACUGUGGGGAAAGAAACCUGAACACCACAAGUUCUGCUGCUGUGAAGUAAAUGAAGGCUGGGCAUGCCAAAAGUGUCACUUGUGGUGUUUGAAAUGAGACCACCCAGUGCAUCCUCUCAUCUCCUAUCCCCCUCUCUUCCAGCAAGACUUUUCCAAGCCACCAAACUGAUGCUGCAGAAGGAUUUCCCAAGUGGAAAAGUGAAAUGUUUCUUUUUUCGGGUGUCUUUUCUUUCCGAGGAAAGGGAAGCACAUUGCCAGGGAGGCACCACGGCUUUCCCUGGCUCCCAGCUGGGCUGGGCUGGUGGCCCAGAGCCAGCCCUGACUCCUGCCAAGGUCUCUGCUGGCUGGUGGGAAGCAGCUGAAAGGGGCCUCCUGCUCCUCAGGAGAGGAUGGAUUUCUUGCCUCUGCUGCUUUCCCUGAUGUGUUUCGUGCUCCAUUCGAGGCAAGUGCUGACUCUGGGGGGUGGGAGCUGCGUGUGCCAGUGCCAGGGGUGAAACCACUGCUGAGCAUCCUGUGCAGGCAGACUGCUCUGAAUAAAUGUUUUGUAUGUUGUG
Passer montanus (Eurasian tree sparrow) is the source of this 1628-nucleotide messenger RNA. RefSeq names its product transmembrane protein 51 (gene TMEM51). The coding region runs from base 137 to 895 and encodes 252 amino acids. The transcript is spliced from 3 exons. NCBI's taxonomy places the organism in Eukaryota, Metazoa, Chordata, Aves, Passeriformes, Passeridae. The record is from RefSeq and is a predicted model, not a curated record.